UGGACAGAUUUGUUUUGCGGCCCCACGUGAUCCGGCGGAGACAGACGAGGGUGAGCAUCGCAAAAUGGUCCCAAGAAGAUGGAAGGUGUUGCCCGGGAGCGAGGCCCAACCCCCACCCAACAGGCAGGUUAAAACUGAGGAGGGCCUGGAGAUUAAGGUCAAGGUGGAGGAGGAGGAGGAGGAGGAGGAGGAUGAGGGCCUGGAGGAGACCAUGGAGAUGUAUCGUGUCCACAGCACCAACACCAACAUCCCACCCCGGACUAAGGUGUUGCUGAACCAGGAGGAGGAGUGGCAGGAGUGGCCGGAGGAGAUGCCACAGGAGGAGGAAGACCUGGAGGAGGAAGCCCUGGAGGAUGAGACCAGGGAGGGAGGUCACGUCCCCACCACCGCCCCAUCCUUGAAUGGCCCAUUUAAAGCCAACAACGCAGCCCCUUCUUCCGUGUCUGUGUCAGACACAGCAUCAGAAACGGACGCCCCAUUGGUGGUGAGGAAGGACUGGAGGAAGGUUUUGCCUUUUACCUUCAGCAGGCAGCAGGAAGGAGAACUGGUGGAAUGGUAUCGGCAAAACACCAUCCUGUACGAUAAGGAACAUGAAGAUUACAGGAUGAGGGAGAAGAAGAACAAAUUAUUCCAGGAAAAGGCGAAGGAAUAUCCUGACUGCACCUAUGAUCAGCUCUGCCAGUGGAUCAAGAACCAGCGGACAAUAUAUGGGAAGCUGACGAUCAUGGGGACAAAAACUGGGACUGCUGGGAAAAAGUUCACCAAGAGACAGCAGUGGAUUCACGACAAGUGGUCGUUCAUGAAACCGCACAUCGUGCGAGUAGAGAGGAGGAGGAGCUGCAAGAAGAACUUGGCUGGGAAUCUGGGGGUGACCGACACUGUUCCCAAUUGGGCCCCGCGCCUCCUAAUGCCAGCCCUGUCCUCCACAUCCCCCUCCACCAGUCAGCAGCACUUCCAGAGGAGGAUGGCACAUGAAAACCACAGCGGAGCCUCCUCACCAGACGUCACUAAUGGAGACAGAGAGGGAGAACGGAAUGAGCUGAUCAGGAUUCUCAUUGAACAGGCAAAAGACGCAACCAGAGCAUUUCAUGAAGACCCCAAGACCAAAUCACCGCAGGAGGACUAUGUGAAGAGCUUGACCAGUUUCAUUGGCUCCCUGAUCACUUGUACACCGGAUAAUCGCAUGCUGACAUUCACCAGAGGCCUUCUAAACUAUGUGUUGGACUUCUGCGAACAGGUCAAUAUGUCAUUGCAUUUGUCUUGUCGGUUCUGCAUGCCACUUUGUCCUUGUGAAUUAAAUUUCUUGUGGAUAAAAUAA
Molecule: messenger RNA, 1318 nt
Organism: Leucoraja erinaceus (little skate)
Lineage: Eukaryota; Metazoa; Chordata; Chondrichthyes; Rajiformes; Rajidae
Exons: 5
Coding region: 65-1318 (417 amino acids)
Biological process (GO): regulation of transcription by RNA polymerase II
Cellular component (GO): transcription regulator complex; nucleus
Source: RefSeq, a predicted model, not a curated record